Messenger RNA from Rhododendron vialii, 2905 nucleotides. Its product is annotated as probable linoleate 9S-lipoxygenase 7. The record is from RefSeq and is a predicted model, not a curated record. Lineage: Eukaryota; Viridiplantae; Streptophyta; Magnoliopsida; Ericales; Ericaceae. Gene Ontology annotation, biological process: lipid oxidation. The transcript is spliced from 9 exons. Bases 1 to 2571 code for a protein of 856 amino acids. Gene Ontology annotation, molecular function: metal ion binding; oxidoreductase activity, acting on single donors with incorporation of molecular oxygen, incorporation of two atoms of oxygen; protein binding.
AUGGAAGAACACCAAAGGCCUUGUUCUGCCCUGCAGAGUUGUCUGAAUGCCAUAAGCACCAAAGCUCACACUUGUAAUAAGGCUCUUAGUCGCGAAACCAACGAAAACUGCAUCAUAAAAGGGAAAAUCAUCAUUCAACAUAGCCAUGGCGAAUCAGCUCCUAGAUCAGCAGCUUCAGUUCAGCUAUACAGUCGCUCUCAAGUCGACCCAAAAACCGGAAAAGGGAAGAUGAGUGAGAUGGCAGAACUCAGACACGGGAAGACUACCAAGCAUUCCGGGGUGAAGAUCACAACUUUUGACAUAAAAUUUCUUGUCACAGCAGAUUUUGGAAUUCCAGGAGCGUUUGCCAUAACAAACAAGCACAAACACAAGUUUUUCCUUCAAUCUGCCACUCUCAAGGUUUCUGAUUACAUCAUCAUCCAUUUUGACUGCAACUCGUGGGUUUACCCCGUUCACAGAACAAAGACCAACCGGCUCUUCUUUUCAAACACCAGCUAUCUCCCAAGCCAAACACCAAAUGCUUUGGUGCAACUGAGGAAGGAAGAACUUGUUAGCUUGAGAGGCGAUGGAACUAGGGAGAGGAAGGAAUGGGAACGCAUUUACGACUACGAUUUCUAUAACGACCUUGGUAAUAAAGAACCACGACAUGCGAGACCCAUCUUGGGCGGUUCUUUAAUGUAUCCGUAUCCCAGGAGGGGAAAAACUGGCCUCAAUGGCAACCAUGGUAUUCAAAUUUUCCAAGGAACAAUCACGCUAGAUAUGUAUGUUCCCCCAGAUGAGCGAGUCAGCCCCCAGAAACUAUCAGAACUGAUAUCGAAUUCGAUUCAAGCUGGUUUACAUUUCAUUUUACCUGAGGCAAAAUUGUUGUUCACAAAUGCAAGUACUGGGAGUUUUGAAUCCUUCGAUGAGAUCUGUGACUUGUUCACUAGCAGCAGAAGUCAAGUCCUUGAAGGAUGGGUCGCAGAAAAGUUGAAGAGCAUGCUACCACCUGAGAUUUUCAAAAAGAUUACACGUGCAAGCAAAAAGAACCGAACGAAAUUUCCUUUACCUCAAGUUAUAGCAGAAAAUGAAUUGGCAUGGAAGGAUGAUGAGGAAUUUGGGCGUCAGAUGCUUGCAGGGAUUAAUCCAGCAGUAAUCCAGUGCCUGGGGAGUUUCCCCCCAAGGAGCAAAGAUGGAGUAUGGAGUUCUAUCAAGCAAUCACACAUUGAGUCCAACCUCGACGGGCUGACUCUUGAAAUGGCUAUUAACCAAUGGAGAAUUUUCAUCCUGGAUCACCAUGACUACCUCAUGCCAUUUCUCAGUAGAAUAAACACAAAAGGUGUGUGUGCUUAUGCAUCUCGAACGCUACUGUUCUUGAGGAAAGAUUCCACGUUAAAGCCACUGGCAAUAGAACUGAGCUUGCCUACCCCCUCUGCUAGUAAGGAGAAACAUAGAGUGUUUCUCCCAUCAACUCAUGGCAGUGAGGCAGCAGUUUGGCAGUUAGCUAAAGCUCAUGUCGCAUCCAAUGACGCCUGUCACCACCAGCUAAUCAGCCACUGGUUGAAAGCUCAUGCAGUAGUCGAGCCAUUUAUCAUUGCAACCAGAAGGCAGUUGAGCACAAUGCACCCCAUCCACCGGCUGCUGGAUCCUCAUUUUAAAGACACUAUGCACAUAAAUGCGAUAGCCAGGAGCGUCAUCGUAAAUGGUGGUGGAAUCCUUGAGAAGACGUUGUCUACUGGUGAAAUCUCAAUGGAGCUGACUUCUGCAUUCUAUAAAGACUGGAGAUUUGAUGAACAAGGCCUUCCCGCAGAUCUCGUCAAAAGAUGCAUGGCCCUGCCUGACCCAAAUAACCCUGGCGGGGUUCAGCUCAUCUUUGAAGACUACCCCUAUGGUGCAGAUGGACUGGACAUAUGGGUUGCCAUUAAGGCAUGGGUAACAAACUUCUGCUCAAUCUUCUACACAGAUGAUAACUCUUUAAGGUCCGAUGACGAAAUCCAAUCAUGGUGGUCGGAAAUUCGAAAUUUGGGUCAUGGCGAUAAACACAACGAAACGUGGUGGUACCCAAUGAAAACUCUUAAUGACCUAAUAGAGGCUCUCACAACUCUCAUAUGGACUGCAUCAGCUCUUCAUGCUUCUGUGAACUUUGGGCAAUAUGGAUACACUGGUUGCCCUCCAAAUCGACCGACACUGUGUCGGAAGUUCAUUCCAAAGGAAGGGACACUAGAGUUUGCUGAGUUUCUUAGGGAUCCUGACAAAUAUUAUCUUAGCAUGUUGCCUGAAAUUUUUGAACUGACCCUAAGUGUCGCAGUGGUAGAGGUCCUAUCACGGCAUACAUCAGACGAAGUGUACCUAGGACAACGGCUAUCGGAGGAAUGGACAGACAAUGAACAGAUACAACAGAUAUUUCAGCAGUUCCAGAAGAACCUCCAAGAGGUGGAGAAAAGAAUCUUGGAGAGGAAUAGAAAUCCCAAUCUUAAGAACAGAUGCGGCCCUGCCAAGAUAGCAUACAAGCUUUUGUACCCUGAUACGUCAAAUGUUGGGUUCAAAGGGGGAAUCACCGGAAAGGGGAUACCUAAUAGCAUAUCCAUUUAACAUAUCAAGAUAUUGUUAGUCCACUUCCUUUUCUUGAUUGAUUCCAUGUGUAAUAAAGGUCAACUGACGCAGCAUUAUAUAGGUUUGAAAAAAAAAAUCCAUUUCCUUGUAUGAAUUCUCUUUCAUCUCAUGCAGCUCAAAAGAUAAAUGCAAACUCACCUACUCAAAUGAGAAAACCAUUUAUACUGGCAGUGGCUCAUAAGUGCUUAUUAGCAGUUUAUCAGUUUCAGUAGUUCCCGAAAUUGCUAUCUUAUUUGAGCAUGUUCAGAUGAAUAAACAGAAUUUGUAAGUGGUUCUGCAUUAAAAUUAAAUUCAUUCUCAUUCUUAUUCAUAA